Molecule: messenger RNA, 4910 nt
Organism: Poecile atricapillus (Black-capped chickadee)
Lineage: Eukaryota; Metazoa; Chordata; Aves; Passeriformes; Paridae
Product: galanin receptor 2b-like
Exons: 3
Coding region: 1292-2536 (414 amino acids)
Biological process (GO): adenylate cyclase-modulating G protein-coupled receptor signaling pathway; neuropeptide signaling pathway
Cellular component (GO): membrane
Molecular function (GO): galanin receptor activity
Source: RefSeq, a predicted model, not a curated record
UCCUUCCCUAGGUCAGAAGUUGUGGGAGAGGCUCAAUUUGUUCAGUGUUAUUAACAAUUAAUUAAUAACAGCUAGUAACAGCAAUUAAUUGCUCAUCCCCCAGAGGGUUUAGGACCCUAUAUUUUGGGGAUAGGGCAGGGAUGAGGCUCACAGUGGUGGGAUAUUUACAUUCCCCCGAGGUGCUGGACAACACAUCCUGAACACCCAGCAUCCAGAGAUGGCUGCUGAGGUCCAAGGGGCUCUUUCCCUCUCCAUCCUCCCUUUUCCACCAGAGAGUAGUGAGCUUUCUCUCUGCCACUCCCUUCUCUGCAGGAGGAGCAGGGAGCAGCUGAGCCUGCAGGAAAGCUGGGCAGAGAGGAGUUAACUCCAAACCCAACCUCAGGGAGAGGGAAAAAAAAACAACAGAGAACUAUGGAUCAGCAGCAAGAGCAGAGGGAGGGAAAAGGGGGAGUCAGAGAGAGAGGAGAGGAGCUCCAGAAGGAGAGAGAGCAGAGCUGGUGGCGAGCAGAGGGAGACAGCAGAGCACCAGGCAGGAGUGACUGGGAUGAUCAAGCUGCCCAGAUAAACUCUUCUAUGGUAUGCAUCCUCCUGCUACCAUUGUGUGGGCUGGACUGGAAGUCUCCCCCUGAGCAAGUGGCAAAGCUGCAGGCUCUUCCUCAAAAAGGUGAGUGCCAGCUUCCAAAGCUGAAAGGCAGCCUCAGGCUCCCUGAGCAGAGACACCCUGGUGCAUUAUGCAUGCCCAGAAGGAGACAGGGCUCCUCUGCUUUAGUGAGGAGAUCCCAUGGGGCCAGAUGGAUAAGCUGGAGGGUAGCUAUCAGUAGGGCAGAGUGGACCAAAGACAGAGGCAGGGACAGUCUCUUGGUGUGGUACACAGAGAAGCUGGGAAGCAGAAGUGGCGUGAGCUGAGGGAUGCGGGAGCAUGGAGCGGAGGAGGUUGCAUGACCCAAAAACAAGUUAAUUGCUUGUCAACAGUAGCUAGAUAACAGUGUCUUUCCUUCCUUGUUUUUGCUCAGAGAAGGACAAUUUGUUCUAAUGAUAGCACAACAAGGGGAAGGUUUAUUUGGAGAUAAGCUGCUGGUGUUCUCUGCCUGAGCAGUGUUACUCAGGGCUGGAGGAAGUUUUGCAGCAAAUCACAAUACCUUGAGCUGUGAUAACAACAGGCUCCUUCACAAUGAUCAUGUUGUAUUUCACGUGGCUCCAGGGUCUCCUCCACAUCCUCACCUACCUGCUACCAUCCAGCCCUUGACCACUUCUCAGCAUCAAGAAAAGGUCCCUGCAGUCUGACAGGAAGAUGCCAGGGGGAUUGAACAUCUCUUCUGAUAGCCCAGAGCUACGAGCAGCAGGGAUUAUUGUGCCCAUCAUCUUCUCCCUCAUCUUCCUUGUGGGUACUGUGGGAAAUGGGCUGGUGCUGGCUGUGUUGCUGUGGAAUGGCCAAGUCAAGUACUCCACCACCAACCUCUUCAUCCUCAACCUGGCUGUGGCUGACCUGUUCUUCAUCAUCUGCUGUGUCCCUUUCCAGGCCACCAUUUACACCCUGGAUGGGUGGCUCUUUGGGGCCUUUGCCUGCAAGGCUGUGCAUUUCCUGAUCUACCUCACCAUGUAUGCCAGCAGCUUUACCCUGGCUGCUGUCUCUGUUGACAGGUACUUGGCCAUUCGCUAUCCACUGAAGUCCCGGGAUCUCCGCACGUCCCAAAAUGCAGGAGUAGCCAUUGUGGUAAUCUGGUCACUGUCGCUGCUCUUCGCAGGGCCUUACCUCAGUUACUACCAGAUAAUCCAUUAUCACGGUGUGCCCAUCUGUGUCCCUGUCUGGGAGGACCAGCGCCGAAAGGUUCUGGACAUCCUCACGUUUGUAUUUGGAUACCUGCUGCCUGUGACCGUGGUGAGCUUGGCAUACACUAGGACCAUCAAGUUCUUGUGGACUUCUGUAGACCCCGUAGAAAGAAUCUCAGAGUCUCGGAAAGCCAAGAGUAAGGUCACCAAGAUGAUUGUCACAGUGGCCAUCCUGUUCUGCCUCUGCUGGCUGCCCCACCACCUGGUCAUCCUCUGCUUCUGGUUUGGCCACUUUCCCUUCAAUCGGGCCACUUAUGCUUUCCGCCUGGCUUCCCACUGCCUUUCCUACACCAACUCCUGCCUCAACCCCAUUGUCUAUGCCCUCAUCUCCAAGCAUUUCCGCAAGCGUUUCAAGCAGGCCUUCACCUGCCUCUUCUUCCAGAACAAGAUCAGGAAAAAGAAGAAGAGAGUUGGAAGGAAAACCCGUAUGGUCAAUGUGGGAAGAGGUUUUGCCAACAGGGCAGGAGCUUCCUAUGGAGGCAACACUGAGGUGACCCAAGUCCCAGAGGAGAACACCAGGAAGAGGGACCAUGAAGAUGCCAGUUGUGCCAGAGCAGGGACUCGGCUGGUACAAGAUGCCAUAGUCUCUGUUCAGAAGGAGCUACUGGAGGAGGAAAUUUUGGCAACAGCUGGCCAUUCCCUAGAUGUGACCCCUCUAAAAGGAACUGCUGGACAAGACAAAGAAGAAGCCUUAGAAAAGGGCUAGAUGGGAAAGAGAGAAGUCUCCAUUCGCAUCACAUUUUCUGACCACAUUGGGGUGGUUUUGCUUUCCUCCAGGAUCAUCAUGCUCAAGCCUUAUCCCCACUGAGAUGGUUUUAUGUUGCCAGUGAGAGAUGAGCUCAUUCAGACCCAUUAAACUGAGUUCAAGUCCCCCAGAACUCCUCAAAUGCCUCCUCCAUGAUCCUGUAGCCGUGUCUGAGAUCUGCCAUUAUCCCACCUCAAUAUUCACAGUAAACUUUAAGUGGCUACAACAGCUUUCCUUUUCUCUGAUUAAGAAUGGCGUUUUAUUAGUGCUGUGUGGAUCCUUAAUAUGUAACUCUUAACAUGUGGCAGAUCUGCACCUAUAAUUUCUUAAGAGAAGGUGAAAGAUGGGAAGCUUAGGAAAAAGUGUUUAGGGAAAGCUAAAGUGACAUUGUGGGACACCCAGACUUCCACACUGAAGCUGGGAAACAAUUACAGGUUGUCAUGGCACUUGUAGGUAUCCUGAGCCCUGCAUGGGCUACAAAAUCCUCUGAUGUCCUCAUUUGUAUGUAUGUAUGGUGCUGGAAAUUGUGUCAAAAAUAAAGGGGUUUUGGCCCCAGCCAGUGCUAUAGGCAUUGUCCUGGGUGACAUCAGGAAGCUUGCAGAGCUGUGAUGUGCAUGAGCAGAGCCAUGAUCUCCCCCUUAUUUCUCUUCUUUUUCUGUUCCCUACUUCUGUUUGCGUAAAUCUUCCCUUUUUGCUUUGUCCUGCCCACUCUUAAUUCCCAGGUGACAUGGUAUUUCUAAUGCUCACUGAAGCUGUUGUAUGCCUUGCUGGAGCUCAGCUCCAAGGACAUCCCUUUUUCUGUGCAGAGGCUAACUGAAGAGGAAGGCCAACUGCACUGGGAAUUAGUUUUCUUUUUCUGUUCAAGUGCUUGAUGCUGCUUUCUGCACUUUGAGCCUCCCUUGCCUCUAUCCCUGUUUCUGAUUUUUCCACCUCUCUCCUUUCCUGGCAGCUGCCACUCCUCUACGGCGAAUGUCUUUCAGAAAUGUGUCCAGUGUGCCUUACCCACCUUCCUGGGAACAGCGAGUUCUGCAGCCACCCUCUGCACAUGAUGCCAUGGCUGCUGGCCAGCUCACAUGGCCUCAUCAUUUCUUUAGGUGAAGAUUCAUUCCACAGCUCAAAGCAUUGGAGGGAGAAGGGAACAGCAGUCAGGAACAAUGGCACAGCUGGAUGCUGCCUGCUCUUGCCUAGAAACAGCUGGGCUGUUGCUCACCCCUGAACCUGCUCCUCCUGGUCCCAGCUUGCAAAAGGAGAAGAUCAGAUGAGGACUGACUGCUGCACAUUGGGGUGAAGCCCAAAAGAAAUAGGACAGAGAGGUCAGGGAAGUUCUUGGGGAGACGGUGCAUUUAGCAUGGCAAGUGGCUGCAAACCCUGGGCCUCUUCACUAAACUCUGUGUGGUGCUAAGCCCCAGUUUUGGGGAGCACAUGAGCAGGAAGGGCAGGUGCUGAGCCUGGGAUGGGAAGGCUCUGGAGCCAGAAGCUAAUUCCUGUCUAUCCAGUACCAGUGUACAUGCUCUAACUGGUUUCUCAGCUCAGAAGCAGAGGUGAAGCAAGAUGUCAUAUCCUUGAUAUAAGUCAGGUUUAAUUAAAACUGAAGGAGUUUGAUUGCUGCUUUCCACGCAGCCUUCCCUCCAGACUGAUUGGCAUUCUGCAGUCUCUGCUCCCAGCUUCUUGCCUUAAUUAAUGACUCUUUUCUCUUAUUUUCUAUCCUACUUUUCAUUACUCAGGCUGAUAAGCUCAUAUUUAACCCUGCAGGGGCUGGUUUGCCCACAUCAGUGCAGUGCUGCUGUUCCAAGAUCUGGAACAGGAUAGAUGAAAUGGGAGAGGUGUGAACAGGUCAGAGCUUUGCAUCUAGUGGCAAGCACUAGCUCUUCUCUGUAGAGUAACUUGGUCCUGCCAACUGUGUGCUGAUUCUGGUGUCUGGCAUCUCUCUGGCAAGUGUGACAUGACCCUGAUAUCAUUGGGAGGUGUCAGACCCAGGUGCCAAGAAGCUCAUCCUGCUAACUCCAUGUGCAAACCUGGCAGCCCUGGGAAUUCUGGUUAUUUGCUUUUGGGUUUAGCUGCUGGUUGCUAAUCUAUGACCAGCCUUAGCAGGCUGCCAGCUGAUUAUUUUAAUUCUUCCAUGUGCUCUCUUCCCCGCUCAGAGAUUUCAUUAAAAACCCCAGAGGAACACUGUUUGCCAUACCUCCUUUAUCAUCUUCCUAAUCAAAACUUGCUGAUUCCUCCACCUAGUCACCCCAUGGGCCCUGGCCUAGGGCUGCUCCCCAAGGCUGGCCAAGGUGCAAUGCACGAAGAAGGCAUCUUUCUGUAAGUAUCUUUCAGUGAUGGAAGAGAUCUU